Molecule: messenger RNA, 543 nt
Organism: Candidozyma haemuli
Lineage: Eukaryota; Fungi; Ascomycota; Pichiomycetes; Serinales; Metschnikowiaceae
Exons: 1
Coding region: 1-543 (180 amino acids)
Source: RefSeq, a predicted model, not a curated record
AUGUCUCUUCCUGAUCCAGAAACGCUUGCUGAGUUGAAGAAAGAUGAGGUUUCGGAUGUCCUUGGACAUCUCUUUGAGCCUUGCCCCGUGCUCUGUGACUUUAUCAUCAAGGAAGUGAUCAAAGAACCCUUCAAUUCUUAUACUACCCUCAUUGAAUCCACCAGAGGUGAAUUGUUAUCAUUCUUGGAGAGAGAAGAAGCCAAGUCUUCAGUCUCACCUGACGUUGCAUCCAUUAUCUCAGCACAUCCUAGACUUGGUCCUUCAAAGGACAAGCUAUCAUCACACUCUAACCUGGAGCAGAAGUCCUUAGCUGGGGGUGAAGAAGAAGCUAACAAGCUCGCAGACCUCAACGCUCAGUAUGAAGCUACUUUCCCAGGCCUUCGUUAUGUUGUGUUCGUCAAUGGUCGUUCUAGAGAGACAAUCAUGCAGAAUAUGACUGAAAGGAUUCAGCGGAACGAUAUUGCUGCUGAGAGACGUGAAGCAUUCAAUGCAAUGUGUGAUAUUGCUUUGGACCGUGCCAGAAAACUAGGCGCUAAGCUUUAG